UGCACGCCUUAUCGAUUUUCGAUUGUUCGGCAUUAUAGGAAUUGUAUUGCGGAGUAGUGUAAACGAUAGUUUUAUUACUUAUUUUAUUUUAUAAAGGUGUGUCCGACGACUGGCUUCGUGCAAGAAAACCCGUCUUGGUUCAUUUCUAUUACGCAACCUCACGCCAUCUCGUGGUAGGAACAAUGAUCCACUUAGUACCGCUACUCGUCGCCGCGGCGCUAGUGUCGCUGCAGGGUUCGACAGCCUAUGCACAGAUAGACGGAGCUAAAAUCGAACUAGAUAGCAGGCUUAUACCGAACGCAAGACAAGCGGCCGUCGUAAGACCCAAGAGCCGCACGGUGGGCAAAUACGUCAAGAUAUCCGUGCCGCUGCCGGAGACGACCCGGUACGUUCCUGGCACGGCCCUAGUGCUACAGUGUGAGGUCAUGGGAAACCCCGCUCCGUAUGCCGAGUGGACGAAGAACGGCGUACCAGUUUCCAACUAUGCAGAAGAAACAAACGAGAUCUUCCCGAUAAACCAGCUCAGCCCCGCCUUCCUGACCACCAAAUUCGUGGUGCGCUCGGCCUCCAACGGAGACGUGUUCACAUGCGUCGGCAUUUCGGGACUGAGAGAAGUUAGCUCUUCCACAACCAUUUACGUUGAAGGUGACGGAUCAGAUACCCUCAUCAACCAGAUGAUGCCAUCGAAACCUAUCAUCACAGCCUCUUACAGCGAUCUCCUCCAAACAUUGGGAUCAAGUGCGACUUUGACCUGCCGCGUGUACAGUCCCACGGAGACUCAAGUGAUGUGGAUGGAUAACAAAAAUAACAUCGUGUUCGGAAACGAUAGGUUGAGGGUGCUGCCGUCCGGUGAUCUCCAUAUAACGGCAAUCAUAUGGGAAGACAUGGGCAUAUGGACAUGUUCCGUAAAGAACGCGUUCGGAAGGGAUGUCGCGGAAACCUUCGUGUACCCGAUAGCUCAACGGCGAAUGACAAAAGAAUAAAAGAAAAGAACGAUUCAGGCUAUCCAACUGAGUUACCCGCCGACGAUAUUCGAUGUUCCUACAUUCUUAAAUUAUAAGUGCACAGAUAUAAGAAUUAAGAUUGGUAUUGUAUUUAGUUGUGCUCACGAAUGGUACUUUGUAAGGGAAAACGUACUUAACUAUUUAUUGUUUCGUUAAAGAAUUAUAUUUUACACUUUUUUAUUAUUGUUAAGAAAUAGGUAAUAAUAAAAAAUAGGUUUGAACACUUUCGCACAAUUUUUGUAUUUCAAAAUAAAUUGCAUGGGUUUCCACGCUAAUAUAUGCGGGAAGAUUAAAAGAAUAGACUGUAUUAUUACAUCAGGUUCAGUUCUUUCAGAUGAAAUUCAGUUGUUGAGUAAACGCAACACAUUUUAGUUAUUUAAAACAUAACAUUGUGCUUUGUAUGCUCAUGUACGCACCUUUUCUAUCAGGAAUGAAAAUGCAGUUUUUCUUAAUCAAUAGCAUGGCAGUUAAAAGUGUACAAAUACGAUCAAAUAUAAAUAUUUUUCAUAUUCGAUUACACUAACGCCUAUAUUAGUUCUGCUGACAUGACGAAGAACUGAGAUAUUGCUAUAAAUUAUGGCAGGCUCUUACGCUGCGUAGAACCAGUGUUCGACAUGAUUUUAUUAUUAUAUAAAACCGUAUGAUAACAAUUUUAACUUGCCCUUUGUCCAAAAUCAUAUUGUAAUAAUAAUUUACUUUUAAAAAAGAGAUAACGUCAAACUGUAUAUAUUAGCUAGCUGGUAUCUUAAACUACUGAACAGCAUAAAAAGAACAGUGUUAAAAACUGCAGAGAGCAAACAUUUCAUACUGGUAAUAUUUUUUUAUUGUAAUACGGGGAAAGCCGGACAUGCAUUUAAAUUAAAUGAAAUUAAAACGAUAGGCAUUUUUCCAUAGUGGAGACCGAAAAUAAACAAUUCAAAAAGUAGUUUAUCUACUCAAUAGCAGAUGGCGCUAAGAGUUGUUUUGAGUUUUAUUGUGAUAAAGUUUUGUAUUCGUUAUUUUUAAGAGAUUUUUA
Messenger RNA from Pararge aegeria (speckled wood butterfly), 2019 nucleotides. RefSeq names its product neural/ectodermal development factor IMP-L2-like (gene IBP2). Gene Ontology annotation, cellular component: axon; plasma membrane. Bases 183 to 983 code for a protein of 266 amino acids. The record is from RefSeq and is a predicted model, not a curated record. The transcript has 7 exons. NCBI's taxonomy places the organism in Eukaryota, Metazoa, Arthropoda, Insecta, Lepidoptera, Nymphalidae. Gene Ontology annotation, molecular function: cell-cell adhesion mediator activity. Gene Ontology annotation, biological process: dendrite self-avoidance; homophilic cell-cell adhesion; axon guidance.